Messenger RNA from Mizuhopecten yessoensis (Yesso scallop), 1907 nucleotides. RefSeq names its product zonadhesin-like. The annotation marks the transcript as partial. NCBI's taxonomy places the organism in Eukaryota, Metazoa, Mollusca, Bivalvia, Pectinida, Pectinidae. The transcript has 9 exons. The record is from RefSeq and is a predicted model, not a curated record.
UUAUUUGUGGCAAUAAGGAAUGUACUGACAACGCUAAGUGUGUCCGAAAUAGAUGUGUUUGUAAAGACGGAUUUUAUGGUAUAGGUCAUAUAAAAUGUUCAGAUACCUGUGGAGGAUACGAGUGCGUGAAAUUCUCCAUGUGUAGGCAAAACAAAUGCAAGUGUAAUCGUGGCUUCUACGGAGAUGCAACGUCGGAGUGCAAAAGACUUUGUGGGCGACAAAAGAAGAAAUGCGACGAACAUGCCACCUGCAAACGCAACAAGUGUGUGUGUGAUAAAGGUUACAUUGGGAACGGUUUAAAGUGUCACAAGCCGUGUACCUGUUCCGCGUCUGGACAUAUACACUACAGGACAUUUGAUGGCUCUAUGAUAUACCAUCCUGGAAACUGCAGCUAUUUGCUGUCUGACCAUACCAAUUCCGAGGAUCCGUCAAACAACUAUAGGAUCAUUGUCCACAAUGAAGUGGGACUCAAGGGGGAGCCUGUUAUGAUCAAGUCCGUUUUAUUUGAAAUAUACGACCAGACCGUGUUACUUAAAGGCAACGAAAUUUUGGUGGACGAAUUGCACACGGAUUUACCGUUCACGAGUAAGACGGGAGCUUUAAGGAUAUAUCGCAGUGGAGUAUAUACACUGGUGGAGACUGACAGCUACGUCAGUAUUCAGUGGAGUGGCAAGGCUACGGUGCUAGUAGAGACACCGUCCACGUACAGCCCCGGACUCAGUGGCCUGUGUGGUGACUGUAACGGACAACAGGACGACUACCGUACCCGAGAGCGCCAGGAUGUGUCACAGUCUGCCGAUAGGGACACUGAGAUCGGGAACAGUUACGUUACACCCGCUUUGCUGGACGGGAAGCCUAGAGUAUGCACGGUUGCUACACCAAAACAAUGUAAAGUUGGCCCCAAAAAGAUCGUAGGUAGACCGGGUAAAUGUGGUCAACUCCGUCCUGAUGUUAAACGCUCGAAGUUUCUGAAGUGCAUCAAGGCAGACCCGUUACUAGCGAAAGACAUGUAUAACGUGUGUGUUCAGGAUUAUUGUGAUAUUUUCGGAAACAGAAAAGUCAGAGAGCAAGUUCUAUGUACCGUAUUGGAGGGGUACGCAGCAAGAUGUAGCAAGAUGAACACAUUGGCCAGAUGGAGGUCGCGGGCGUGUAAGGUGGGCUUGAAUUGUCCGAAACAAUCAGUGUACCGAGCGAUGAGCCGGGGAUGUGCUAACUCGUGUGCUAACAAGAGAGCAGUAAGGGACUGCACGCGACCAAAGGUCGACGGCUGUAUGUGUAAGGGAGGCUUUUUCGAAAGUGGAAACACGUGUGUCCGUAAAGCAGACUGUGGAUGUGAAGACAAAGGGAGAUACUACAAGCUUGGCUCCAUCCGCCGGACUAGUGACUGCACUGCGGUGGAGAAAUGUGUCAAGAGUAAGAGAACGGCCAGAUUUGAGAUCAUCGCCUCAGAUGAAGGUUGCAAUGAAUGGGCCACAUGUAAAGUAGUUGAUGGAUUUUACAAUUGUGCUUGUGAACCUGGCUUCAUUGGCGACGGAUACACAUGCACACCCGAGACAUCGUGUAACGUAACCGAGCACACGGAAGACUGUGUGGCGACUGUGAAGCUAAAUGGCCGGUGUAUAUUCAAGUCCAAAUACCAUAAUAGUUGCAAUUUCUUUGUCUAUACAUUGAAAAAUCAGUCUUAUAUCCAUUUUGUUGGGAAACCUGGACACGUGACUCUAAGGGAAGGCAACGAAACGCACAAGGAUUGUGCGUCAUUUUCGCUGGAUCACCUUACUUCCACUCUCACUAUCAAGGAAACUGUAUGCGAUUGUCCUGGGCAUGACGUUUCUUAAAUUGUAUUUAAUUGCUUUUAAUCCAAUUAUCAUAAAACAAUAUCAGCAACAGUGAAUAGAGUAAUAAAAAAA